AUGAUUCUCAAGGACCAUCGGAUUUCAGCGAAAUUCAUUGCUGAGACUCUGGAGAUUUCCUGCAAAAGGGUCGGCCACAUUCUGGACCUGAGAAAGCUUUCCACAAAAUGGAUGCCAAAAUGCCUGAAUGCAAAGCAGAAGUGCAUCAGAGUUACGACAUUUUUGGACUGGUUUGCAGAGGGAGAGGUUGAUUUUAUGGCUCGUUUAGUUACCAUGGAUGAAACUUGGCUUCAUCAUUACGAUCUCCAGAUCAAGAAGCAAUCAAUGGAGUGGCGCCACAAAGGUUUACCGCGUUCUAAGAAGUCAGCUGGAAAGAUUCUGACUCCAGUGUUCUGGGACAAAGACGGAGAACUCCUCGUAAAAUACCUGCCAAAGGAUUGCACCAUCAAUGCAGAAUACUACAGGUCUCUGUGGGAUGACCUGUAUGAAGCUUUGAAGUAG
Messenger RNA from Octopus sinensis (East Asian common octopus), 441 nucleotides. RefSeq lists its product as uncharacterized. The coding region runs from base 1 to 441 and encodes 146 amino acids. Gene Ontology annotation, molecular function: nucleic acid binding. The record is from RefSeq and is a predicted model, not a curated record. The transcript has a single exon. Lineage: Eukaryota; Metazoa; Mollusca; Cephalopoda; Octopoda; Octopodidae.